Molecule: messenger RNA, 1186 nt
Organism: Podarcis muralis (Common wall lizard)
Lineage: Eukaryota; Metazoa; Chordata; Lepidosauria; Squamata; Lacertidae
Source: RefSeq, a predicted model, not a curated record
GCCCUGCCCUCCCGAGGAGCGAAAGGGAGGCGAGCUCCUUGGGCCGCCUCUCUCCCCUCAGGCCGGCUUUUUCGGGUGGGCGAGGCUAGGCCGCGCAGCCGGCUGGCUGGGUGGGCGGUCCUCGGUUUCCAAGGGAACCGGCUGGAAGCCGUGAGCGAGCGAGCGAUCGCGCGCGCGCCCGGGGCUCCUUCCGCUAACCGCCGCUGUUGUCGUCGCUGCGGCUUCUGCUGCCGCCACCGCCAUGUUGAUGCUGGGCCGCGGGCUGGACGCCAGGGACAACCAGACUCGUCAAGUACGAGAAUCUGUGUCAAAAGUGGAAAAACACUUUGGUGAAUUGUGCCAAAUAUUUGCAGCAUAUGUACGAAAAACUGCCAGACUGCGAGACAAAGCCGAUCUUCUAGUAAAUGAGAUUCAUGCUUAUGCAGCUACAGAAACACCAAGUUUAAGGAAUGGAUUGAAAAACUUUGCAAAUGAGUUUUCCAAACUUCAAGAUUAUCGCCACGCAGAGGUAGAAAGACUUGAAGCAAAAGUUGUUGAACCUCUGAAAUGUUAUGGGACCAUCAUAAAACUUAAGAGAGAGGAUCUCAAAGCAACUUUAUCAGCAAAGAAUCGAGAAGCGAAACAGCUCUCUCAGCUUGAAAAGACGCGUCAACGAAAUCCAUCAGACCGGCACAUUAUUUCACAGGCUGAAAGUGAAUUACAAAGAGCUUCAUUGGAUGCCACGCGGACAAGUCGGUACUUGGAAGAAACCAUUGACAACUUUGAAAAACAAAAAAUAAGAGAUAUAAAGAAUAUCUUUUCAGAAUUUGUAACAAUUGAAAUGCUAUUCCAUGGGAAAGCCUUAGAAAUUUACACUGCUGCCUACCAAACUAUACAAAAUAUUGAUGAGAAUGAAGACCUAGAGCAGAUUUCCAGAAAUCCAUUGAAAAAGGAGGAGGAAGAUGAAGAGUAUGACAAUGAGGAUGAAUAUGAAGAUUAGCAUUAAAACCACCAAGGAAGAGAGCACCUUUGAGACUAGAAAGCGCUUCCCCUGCAAAUUGUUAUUUUUCAUUGUGUUGCUGCUCGGUGAUGGACACAAUUAAGACUUUAAACUACAGUAAAGAAAGAACUGAACACUGUUACCUGACAAUUAUGAUUUUUUAAUGGUAUGAAAUUUAAUGGUCCACUAAAAGUAGAUUCAGCAAUA